AUGGCUUCUAUACAGCCGUCAACUUCUCUCUACGUUCGCUCGAUGCCUCUUUGCAGCACGUGUGCUAGUCCCAAUGCUCUCAAGCAAUCCUUGUCAUUAAACUCACGCCGGAGUUUCUCGUGGUGGUGGAAGCGUGGAACAACUGAUUGGUCUUCAAAUCUGGACGAUAGCUUCCAGCGUCAUUUGUUGCGAAAAGAGAGGCUGCUAAGAUACAAGUAUUCCAAAGCAAUUCGACGCCGCCAAUUAUGGGAUAGGGAUCCUUCACACAACGCCUCGAGGCCAUCAUGGGUUGGGUCAACGACAGCUUUGUCCGACUCACAUGAUGGACAAGCCUCAUCUUCUCAUUCAUCUCAAUCUGACUCUAGUUCGAUACCAAGGACGACAGGGCGACAAUCUCUCGACGACUUCGCCCAUUUCAAGGCUUGCGUUGACAGAGACCCAUUUGGUGCUGUAUUUGGACGCCGUCUGGCAAGCCCGCAGAAUCUGACCAACACAUCGUGGUCUUCCUUCUCCUGGAUAUUGAAAACCCCAUCUUCGAAAGAGAGUCAAGUGGCGACGCAAGAAUCUGCCAUGUCCAAUACUCCACCAUCCCCGGCGCCAGGUGGCAUUUCUUCUUCCAAUAUACGCACUGCAUCUCAGUCAGAUGAGAGGCUACCAGGUAAGGAUAAUCAUCGGUCAGCUCCGACGACCAAGCCUUCCACGAGGCCAAUCGAUAGUACUGAGCAACAAGAUGAAUACGAAUAUGAUCCUAUAUCCAUGCGAAAGGUUCUGAAGACCAAGCCUGUGAUGCAGCCGCCCGUUCAAGCCUUUAAACCUCUAUUUGACCCGCUCUUUGCAGAAAAGGGUAUGGACAUACCUGUCAAACCCUACAAACCGCACCGGGUUUUCGGCUAUUCGGCCAAAUCAAGCUCUAAGAAGGCCUGCUCGGAUCACCCUGCUUCCGAUACACAAGCAUUGGAGUUGAAGGCGGAAACCUCUAGACUUGCAGAGCUUCGUAAACUAAAGGCGGCGACUUUAGGUAAUAGCAUUGAUACCACCGCUGAGUACCAUGGCAAAUGGGUUUCACCAGCGGAAAAGGCAGAAAACAGGUCAAGAACGGCACCCGCUACCGAGUCAACAACUGACGAAGCACCUUUGUUCUCGGGUACCACUUAUGAAGCAAAGUCGAAGGACAUUUUUAGAGGAAUUGCAAGUCCUAAGCAGGAUUGGCUCAAUAGAGAAGGGUUCGGACCAGAGCAGGGUUCACCAACUACCGCUAUACAACCUACCACCAUAUCAGAUGCCGGAAAUGCAAAGACAACAUCAUCAGCAAAACUGCAGCCUUCAUUGGAUCGCUUACAAGCCAUACCCCAACCUUCAGAUAGAUUGAAGCCAUCACUGGAUCGUCUGACAGCAUCAAGCAAGAAGCCGACAACUGCUCAAACGUCCCCUAAGCAAGUGGAAACCACAGAUGAGGCACAUGAAUCCAUUAGCGAGGAUCUAGACCUAUUGAGAGCCAGCGAUAUCAGAGCCUCCACUAGGACCUCCCGCCGAAGUAAGCAGGACAGCGAGAAGGCUAAACAAGACCAACGUCAGAAGCUGGAGACUGAUUUCAACCUACGUCAAAAAGACGAUGAUGGUCUUUCCAUUGUCUUUCCUGAAGCGAUCAUGAAAUCUAGUAAGAGGCUUUCGGAGAGUCUCAACAGUCUUUGGCAUCGACUUUGGGCCCAGCAACCAGCGUCACUAAUUGAAAAGGUGCAGCCACCCAGCACCGUGGAGAAUUUCACCGUAGGAAACCUGGGCACAUCGGCCAAUCGCAAGGAACAAGGAGGACCAGUGGCUGACGCCAAAAUUGCUCCUAAAGCUUUGGAAUCCGCUACAAGCUCAAUUCAAACAUUCACGCCCUCAAAAGAAGUAUUAGACGCGGAGCAGAAGAGCAAGGAGAGGACCCUGGCGCUUAGAAAAGCCCGAAUCGAGGCAAUGAAACAGGAGGCUGAAAUGAAGGAGAAGGAGAAGGCUCUUGCUCAAACGAUCAAAGCAACGUACGAGGACGAGUACGGACCAAUUACUGUCGACCACCGGCAACACAAAGGUCUUGCACGGAUUGACCAAUUGGCAGAAACAAUCAAGGAAGCCAAUAUUCGAGCGGACCGUAAUGCUAUAAAGGACAUGAUCGCGCGAUGCGAGCAUGCUCUGCGUGAUGCUAAGCUGACGCGUGUGGAGGUCACGCAGAAGCUUAAGGCCAUACUUGCUCGUCUACCAUCUUCAAAAGUUAAAUUACAUCCUCCUCCUGUACGAAUGACUCCUGAUCCGAGAUCUUUCCAACCUGCAAGCAAAGAAAAUGUGGCAGCCAAAAAGCCUGCCGAACAGCCCGUACUGGAAGCCCAGCAAACUUCUUCUACCACCCAAAAGACUUCUUCAGGCAAAGCUCCUCUAUUGUACAAGGUUUUAGCGUACGACUCUUCCACUUUACAGAUGAACAUCGCUGAGACGACAUCUUCCAUGUCAGCAACCGGAGAUGGUGAAAUGCAACCGCUACAUCCAACCGAAGUUCUCUCACGUCUGAACAACGUCGCCAAAUUCCUGCCAUAUUUCGCGGACAUGGAGAAACAGGGCUAUGAGAUCGUGAGUGGAAGUGGUGAUGUGUUGGUCUUCAAGAGAGUCAGAACACCUAUGAUAUCUUCUGGGGGUCCUCCUCAACCGAGUAGUACAGCUAUGGAAGACUCGUCUUCAAGCCCAAGUCCGUCAUCUCAAACAUCCUCUCCCGCCGAAACAGUAGUAGAAUCCAUCGCCCCCAACGCCAGUGCCUCCAAAGUCCACCGCCAAGAGUCCGUCUUCAGCGGUUCAGGGCAGACAUGGCAUCAAGAAGAUACAGGAUCAAACAGCAGCUCCAACAAGGCGUCUACGGCUGAACCAGGCUGGUUUGGGAGGGCAGUCAAGCGCGUCUUCCUGGCUGGGACUUUAACCGCCGCGGUCGCUUAUACGAUUGGCGUUGUGGCGGAACAUGCGGGGGCGCAGGUGCAGGUGCAGGGGCAAGAGGGCAGUGGAAGUGGUAGGCCAAGGAGGGUGGGCAGAGCGGGGAUUUAUAGCACUGAGGAUUCGAGAUGA
This is a messenger RNA of Endocarpon pusillum Z07020, 3087 nucleotides long. RefSeq lists its product as uncharacterized. Bases 1 to 3087 code for a protein of 1028 amino acids. The record is from RefSeq and is a predicted model, not a curated record. The transcript has a single exon. NCBI's taxonomy places the organism in Eukaryota, Fungi, Ascomycota, Eurotiomycetes, Verrucariales, Verrucariaceae.